AUGCAUGAUAGGAGUCUGCAAGAAGCUGGUGUGAGCCCUUCUCUCACAGCCUGGAAGGCACCAGCGAUGCCCAUGACAAAAGUCCAAGAGGAACUCGAUCUACCAUCUCAUCGCAGAAUGCCAAACAGAUGGGGUUCCCGACAGAUGAUGAUCAGCAGGAUAUUAGAAACAGCAGCGGGCUUUAACUCAGAUUCUCACUCACUAGUGAUUUUGGCAACAUAUAUAGCUGGACAAACACCAUUUCCUGAGUUCAGUGUUGUGCUGAUGUUGGAUGAUGUGCAAAUAGGAUAUUAUGACUCAAACACAUGGAAACCCAUCUAUCGCUCUCACGUAAAUUAUGAUGAAGAGCAAAGCGAUGCUGAAACUGUAUUUCGUUUUCAAUAUAACAACCUGAAAUAUUUGGUAUUCCAUUAUUAUGAUCACUUAAAUCACACAGGUGUACAUGUUACUCAGAGACUUGCUGGAUGUGAAUUGUUGAACAAUGAUAAACCAGGUCCACUUCAUUUACGGGAUGCGUUCGAUGGACAAAACGUUGGGGAGUUCACCUUUGACAUGGAAAAAAGGGAAAUACAGAAUAAACUGCUAUGGGUAACAUUUGACCAAGUAGAACAGCUUUAUGCAAAGUUAAUUUCUGAAAAUGUUUUUCAUCCUAUUUGCAUUAAAACCUUGCGGAGGUACCUGAACAUGGAAAAGAACAAUGUGAUGAGAAAAGUGAAACCCAGAGUCAGACUUAUGAGGAAGAUGCUCCCAGACUCUCAAGGGCUUCAGAUCAGCUGUCUGGCAGGUUUUUACCCCCGUCACAUUAACCUGACCCUGUUCAGAGAUGGUCAGCCUGUGGAUGAUGAUCAGAUCACAGGAGGAGAGAUUCUGCCUAAUGGAGAUGGAACUUACCAGAUGAGGAAGAGUUUGGUGAUCAGUGAAGAAAAGCUACGUGAAGAACAUAUAUACAACUGCACAAUGAAGCACCUCAAUCUGGACAACAAACUGGACAUUACAUUUGAUGUGGAUGAAUCUGACCCACGAUUCUUCAGUCUGUCUGUAGUGAUCGGUGUGCUGGUGUUCAUGUGUGGGGCUGUUCUCAUCAUAACUGCACUCAUCAUAUGGAAGAAGAGACAAGCUGCUGGACGAGGAUCUGAGACAUCACAGAGUGAUUAUUCACUUACUUCAUCUUCUGCCCCUGAUGAAAAGUGAAGAAAGUCAAGACAAUACAUAUAAAACAGCAUUUGCUUGGUGCAUUACACUUGGUAGAUUUAAUGACCAAGCAAAAUUUGAGUAAAAUGAUAAAUGAAAGUAAUAUAUAUACGCAACAAUAACAGAUAAUAUACAGUGUGUAAAAAUAAGCUUGUGUGACCUGAAAUCAAAAUAUUGUUAAAGAACAUCAUUUUAUUACUAGUACAGUCUGAUCUGUUUUAUUAUUGUAUUGUAUUAUUUAUUGUAAUAAAUAAAAUAUACAUGCAUAACAA
Messenger RNA from Cyprinus carpio (common carp), 1463 nucleotides. Its product is annotated as BOLA class I histocompatibility antigen, alpha chain BL3-7-like. NCBI's taxonomy places the organism in Eukaryota, Metazoa, Chordata, Actinopteri, Cypriniformes, Cyprinidae. Gene Ontology annotation, biological process: immune response. The transcript is spliced from 7 exons. Gene Ontology annotation, cellular component: external side of plasma membrane. The record is from RefSeq and is a predicted model, not a curated record. The coding region runs from base 1 to 1191 and encodes 396 amino acids.